Molecule: messenger RNA, 4943 nt
Organism: Drosophila rhopaloa
Lineage: Eukaryota; Metazoa; Arthropoda; Insecta; Diptera; Drosophilidae
Gene: Ncc69
Product: bumetanide-sensitive sodium-(potassium)-chloride cotransporter
Exons: 19
Coding region: 1014-4640 (1208 amino acids)
Biological process (GO): sodium ion homeostasis; chloride ion homeostasis; chloride transmembrane transport
Cellular component (GO): membrane
Molecular function (GO): sodium:potassium:chloride symporter activity
Source: RefSeq, a predicted model, not a curated record
GCGCUAGUUUGCCUCAGUCAUUCGUAGACUCUCUGCACGUGCGUUUGGGAUAGCUAUAGCUCCUCAUCGGGAAUCGGGAAUUGGAGACUUGCCACGUUUGUGCGCCCAAAAAACAUCCAUCGAUCGAAGAAGUAAACACUGGGCCGUCUGGACUCGUUUAUUUUCGGUGCUGGAUAUUUAUUUUCGAAACAGGCCCCUCUAGGCAGGUGCUUAAGAGUGCAAGAUACAAAAGUAUAUGCGCAUCCGAGAGAUACAAAGCACAGUUUAUGUAUCUGCCUCACCUAGGAAACAAUCCAUAUACCCAUCCUAGGCUGUUCAUCCUACUGGAACACAAUUAAUUAGCUCGAAAAAACGUUUUGCAGUGCGAGAAAGCGGAACAUCGUUGUAAAUGCAAAUGCAAUUGCUAGUGUUUAAAUUCCAUUGAAGUGCCCAUUCUGUACAAACCAAUUUGUUGUGACUGUGCAAAAGUACUUUUGGGGAAUUUUAAGUGGGUCUUGCGACUCGUAUUGGAAUUCACCCGAAUCUCAAGUACUUACAGUUCAUCCGCAGCGCUGAUAAUAAAAUAAUUACUUGUAUGCCCAACCACAAGUGAGCUUCGUUUUCGUUUUCCGAUUUCGAAUUUCGCUGGCGAGGGUAAAUAUUUACCAAUGUGUACAAGUGUUUAAAGUGAAAAGUGCAUAAAUUACUGGCAAUUCAACACACACACACAUCUGCAGGAGCAGAACAAAUUUAUUAAUUACCUUCCAGUUGGAUAUUAAUUUUUUGAGUUUCGAUAACUUUAAGCGCUGGGAGAGUGCCACUUUAACCGCCAGUAACGGAUGUCCUGAUUUCGAAGCUUUGCCCAAAUACCGACGAAGGGAUACCUACAUACACAAUUAGCCACAGUGGAUGGGUCGACGGAGUACGCUUGGAAAAGUUUUGUCCCGCACACGGAAACCGCAUAAGCUUUCCUAGGCGAAAUCUUCCCGGGGCGAGGACCCCAAAAAACAACCGGCAAACAAACACAGGCCCAGAUGUCGGACACAAUCUCCUUCGAGUUGGGCUCGGCCGCCGACCGGCCACCCAACAGGUUCCAAGUAAACCCGGUCAACGGCAACAGUCGCAAGUCACAGGGUUCAGAUGGCCCUGGUUCAGGAUCGGGAGCAGGAGCAGGAGGAGGAGGAGGAGGACUUGGAGAGGAUGGGCCGCACGAGGUCUACCGGCGCCUUACAAACGCCGAGGGCGAACUUCUCGAGGACGACACAUUCGAUGCGACACAAAUGCUCAACCAACACCAGCCCAGGACACAGAGGCAAUCCAUCAAAAGCAGUUUCCGAGACAAGGAUAAACCGUCGAGGUUCAAGGACCUGCAGACGACAACCCGCUUCCAGGUGGACCCCCAAAAUGAGGAGUCCGAUGAGUCGAACGAUUCGCAGGAGGAACGCGAGCUGCUAGACAACGAAUACGACACAAAAUAUGGUAAAAGUUUCCGGCACUUCACGCGGGAGGCGCUACCCCGUCUGGACAAUUACCGCAACAUGAUGUCCAUCCAGGCGGCCUACCGUCCAACGCUCGACGAGCUGCACAAUGCCACGCUGACGGGCAAGAACACGCACAGCUUGACGCGUAAUCAGGACCCGGAGUCGGGCAUCAUGAAUGGGGUCCUGAAAUUCGGCUGGAUCAAAGGUGUGCUCGUCCGCUGCCUGCUGAACAUCUGGGGCGUGAUGCUCUUCCUGCGCCUCAGCUGGGUGGUGGGUCAGGCGGGCAUCAUCGAGGGAUUCGUAUUAAUACUGACAACGACUGCUGUCACGACCAUCACGGCCUUGUCGAUGUCGGCGAUAAGCACUAAUGGUGUCAUCAAAGGAGGUGGCACCUACUACAUGAUAUCCCGGUCCCUGGGGCCCGAGUUCGGUGGCUCCAUCGGUCUGAUUUUCUCGCUGGCUAAUGCGGUUGCGUGUGCCAUGUAUGUGGUCGGCUUCUGCGAAUCCAUGCUGGCCAUGAUGACGACCUUUGAAUGGAAAAUCGUCGACGGCGGUGUUCAGGACGUACGCAUCAUAGGUUGUAUCACCAUCCUGCUGCUUCUGAUCAUUGUGGUGGUCGGAAUGGAAUGGGAGGCCAAGGCUCAAAUCGGACUACUCAUCAUCCUGUUGGUGGCCAUCGCCGACUUUGUCAUUGGUAGCUUCAUCGGACCUAAAAGCGAUUUGGAACUGGCUAAGGGAUUUUUGGGCUACAAUGCAACUGUGUUUAAAAAUAAUCUUUUUGCCGACUAUCGUCCGGAGAAGGGAGGCAUUCAGCACGAUUUUUUCUCAGUGUUUGCCAUUUUCUUCCCUGCGGCUACAGGCAUUUUGGCUGGUGCAAAUAUCUCCGGAGAUCUGAAGGAUCCCCAAAAAUCCAUUCCCAAGGGAACGAUUUUGGCCAUUGUCAUCACCACCGGAACUUAUUUAAUCAUGGUCCUGCAGUGCGGAGCUACAGUAGCUCGCGAUGCUACGGGCAAUUUGACAGAUGUGGUGAAUGGCUCUUUCGCCUUCCUCGACUGCCAGCCUGGCGAGUGCGGCUUUGGUCUGCAGAACUCAUUUCAGGUGAUUGAGUUGGUUUCUGGCUUCGGUCCUCUGAUUUACGCAGGCUGCUAUGCUGCCACACUGUCAUCUGCAUUGGCCAGUUUGGUUUCCGCACCAAAGGUUUUCCAGGCCCUGUGCAAGGAUGAACUGUAUCCGAAGAUUGUUUGGUUUGCCAAGGGCUAUGGAAAGAACAAUGAACCCGUUCGUGGCUAUGUACUAACUUUCAUCAUUGCCUCUGCCUUCAUUUUGAUCGGAGAACUGAACCUGAUUGCCCCGCUCAUAUCGAACUUUUUCCUGGCCGCCUACAUGUUGAUCAACUUCAGUACCUUCCAUGCCAGUCUGGCCAAGCCAGUGGGCUGGCGACCAACCUUUAAGUAUUUCAACAUGUGGCUGAGCCUGCUGGGCGCCAUCCUCUGUGUGGCCGUCAUGUUCCUCAUCUCCUGGGCCACUGCACUCAUCACCUUUGUCGCCGUGCUGGCUCUGUACUUAAUCGUGGCCUAUCGGAAACCGGAUGUCAACUGGGGCUCCACCACACAGGCUCAGACGUACAAAAAUGCCCUGAUGUCGGUGCAGCAGCUGAACAACGUGGAGGAGCACGUGAAGAACUAUAGGCCGCAGAUCCUGGUACUUUCCGGCCUUCCCAACACCCGACCAGUCCUCGUCGACCUGGCUUAUAUGCUAACGAAGAACUUAUCGCUGCUCGUUUGUGGCCAUGUGCUGCGGGGUUCCAGUUCCCAGAAAUACCGGACCAAUCUGCAGGAGAGAGCGUCCAACUGGUUCCGCAAGCAUCGCGUUAAGGGUUUCUAUGCCUUGGUGGAUGGCGAGGACUUCGAAUCGGGCACGAGGGCCUUAAUGCAGGCCACGGGCAUUGGAAAACUGAAGCCAAACAUUAUCCUGAUGGGCUACAAGACUGACUGGCAGACGUGCGAUCGCAAGGAGUUGGUGCAGUACUUCAACGUGAUGCACAAGGCACUGGACAUGUACCUCUCGGUGGCCAUUCUACGGGCACCGCAGGGUCUGGAUUGCUCGCUUUUACUGGGCUCCGAAGAUGGUUGGAAACCCUCCUCCGAGGUGCCACGCACCCUGCAGCCAAACGAGAGUUCCGGCGACUUGCAGGCGGUGGACAGUAAUGCUCGGAAUGCUUUGGGAGGCAGCAUUGACUCGCUCAGCAGAAAUGUGUCGCAAGAGGACCGAAACCGCAACCAGUUGGUCCACAGCGAGCAGAACAGCCUGAAGAUAGUCAAAAUGCGCUUCAAGCAGAGCCUGCGGAGAAUUCGCUCCUGGCCAGGUGCAGCCUCCAGUACGAGUGACCUGUCAUUUAUUGCGGGCAAUCAGGCGAAGGAUGUGUCCGGCAUGCCCGAUCCCUUGGAUGCAAAGACAGCCAAUCUUGUGAACAAUUCGCUGCGCAAAUCGAAGCUGAAGCACGAUGACCCCGCAUCUCUGUACAAGGGUCCUGGGGGCACCGAGCUGCCCAAAGAGGUCCUGUCGGACCUCACUCUGUUCACCAGGAAGCGCAGCCAUGCCGUUAUCGAUGUCUGGUGGCUCUACGACGACGGUGGACUCACCCUCCUGCUGCCCUACAUCAUCAGUACCCGGCGCACCUGGCAGACGUGCAAAUUGAGGGUUUAUGCUCUGGCUAACAAAAAGGCGGAGUUGGAGUUCGAGCAGCGCUCCAUGGCCAGUUUGCUAUCCAAGUUCCGGAUUGACUACUCAGACCUGACGCUGAUUCCGGACAUAACAAAAAAGCCAUUGGAGACAUCUACGCAAUUCUUUAACGAGCUGAUUAAGGACUUUGUGGUGACCGAAAAAGAGGGCGAGAAUGGAAACAGCAGCAGAGCGACCUUGAAUGAGGAUGAGGCCCUCAUAACCGACGACGAUCUGCUGGCGGUGCAGGACAAGACGAAUCGAUACCUUCGGCUGCGGGAGUACCUGCGGGAGCAGUCGACCAAGUCGGAUCUGGUGGUAAUGACGCUGCCAAUGCCCCGGAAGAACAUCGUAUCUGCGCCGCUCUAUAUGGCCUGGCUGGAGAGUCUCAGUCGGGACAUGCCGCCAUUCCUGUUCGUGCGCGGCAACCAGACGAGCGUGCUGACCUUCUACUCGUAGGAUCGGCAGUCCGGAUGGGAUCUAUUGUAUUCUACUUACACCUACCGACACACACACUCACCGUUAUUGUUUAGGCGAACGAGUAUUUUAUCUCUUAGAAGUACCACCCAUGUACAUAAAUUUAGGGACACCCCACGAAACGCACAGAGGCACUGGCACCGACGUGGAGAUCGGGAAUUAUCUGAUGGCCCACUGCAGCUCUAUCAUAUGGUUACCCAAUCCAUCGCCGCGUCGUCAAUAUAAACACUUGUCCUAGCUAUCGAGUUUAAAUCGUAUUUAAAUACAGUGCAAAUAAUUUUUAAA